AUGGUCAGUACGGAUGAUCGCAAUCAAACUCCGGAAGAUGGCGUCAAUAUGAAAAUGCCAAAAGUGUUUGUUAGUUGGGGCAAGCAUGCCACCUUUAGGGAGAAAUGCGGUGGAUCGCACGGAUACUGUUGCUGUGCCCUGGGGGAUAUUCUUUCGGAAAACUUGCCAUGGGCGCAGAGAAGCGACGAUUAUUAUUAUGUUGCCGAAGAAGGUUAUCUGCUUAAUGCAGGUAGGGAGACGGAGUUGGGAAGGAGGAUUGCAGGAUUUGAAUGGGGUGGUACGUCUUAUCCCGGGGUUGUACAGGAUACAAUAUGCGAGAAGUAG
Molecule: messenger RNA, 324 nt
Organism: Morchella sextelata
Lineage: Eukaryota; Fungi; Ascomycota; Pezizomycetes; Pezizales; Morchellaceae
Exons: 2
Coding region: 1-324 (107 amino acids)
Source: RefSeq, a predicted model, not a curated record